Molecule: messenger RNA, 6788 nt
Organism: Pelobates fuscus (common spadefoot toad)
Lineage: Eukaryota; Metazoa; Chordata; Amphibia; Anura; Pelobatidae
Gene: FAM110C
Product: family with sequence similarity 110 member C
Exons: 1
Coding region: 239-1243 (334 amino acids)
Source: RefSeq, a predicted model, not a curated record
CACCGUACAGGCAGGCAGACUGGCUCAGGCUCAUCCAGGGGAGCAGCUGAUACAUUGUAACAGUGAGAGGCAGACAUUGCAUUGCAGUAGAACGCUGAAUGGAACAUUGAUAGCAGCCUGCAUUCUGCAUUGAGCUCCCAUCCACUGGAGCCAGGCAGCUACAGGAAUCUCACUGUACCUGAGAAGCAAGAGGAUUUCGUUUUCCAUUUGAGGUGGGAAAGCAGCACCCAAAGGUGCUAUGCCAACAGAUAUCAUGAAUGCAGUGAGGAUGCAGCCUAUUUCUCAGCUGCAGCACCACAGCCCUGUGGUGCCCAUCAGGCUGCUGACCAGGGGCCCAGAAUAUCUACGGCGACAGAUGGAGACUGGGACACCACGAGCUACGCUGAGUGCAGUGGAAAGGCUGGCAGCAGAUAAGGCCAAGUACGUGAAGAGCCCACAGGUGGUAUCUGGGGGUAGUAGCAAUGGCAGCCAACGUAAUACCCGGGGCAGCUCAGCUUCAGAAAGCAGCAGCGACGGCAGCUCACAAGGCAGCAGCAGCAAAAAGAGUCACCAGGAGCAUUUGGACCAACAGAUAUCCCAAAAAAUAGCCACUCCUAAUCAAGCAGGUCCCCCCGUACGACGUGGGAGCAGCAAGAGACAGAUGCGGCCCGACUCCUUGGUCAUAUAUCGCCAGAAAAGUCGAGGGGACAGCCUGGUCGAACAAACUCGGGCUAGCCUUGUGCGAAGGCUUUUUCAGGGAAAUGUGAAAGAAAAAACCACAAUAGUGCCUCAAACCCUUGAAGAGGGCAAAGUUGAUGGAGAGGAGAAACCUCUCGGCAGGGUAUGUCAAGACCUCCGCUCCAGAAGUGGCCUUCACCGCUCACAAUCGGACAUCAGUUCCCGCUAUUCGCGGUCUUUCUCUGAAUUUGACACUUUUUUCAAGUACUGUGGUCUAGAUCCUGAAGUGGUGGAAGAACUGGGCAAGGACAGGUUUACUGCAGCCCAGGAGGAGUUACAAGACGCUCCAGGGUCACAGCACCGAAUUCGCAGUGUUAGCGUGGCCACCUCGGAGAGCGGCUUUAGCCGGAGGAGUGGAGAUGACAGCACUGGUGGACUUCAAGAGGAUGAGCCUCUAAGUGGGCAGCUCCCUGCAGGAGGCAACAGUAACACUUCAGUAAUUGAACGUAACGCCCGAAUCAUCAAGUGGCUCUAUAGCUGCAAGAGGGCAAAGGAGACAAGGGGGGGAUCUCCUGACCUGCCAUGAAACCCUAAUAUUAUAAUUUGGGUCAUGAGACCCCCGAUGGAACUCUGUUACUUCUUCAGUAUUGUACCUUGGAUAAUCGUUAAAAUAUUGCAUCAUGACGUAAAAAGCCAAUCUUUUAAAACACUGGAAAUUAUUUAAGAACAGCAAGAAAUCUCAUUGUAUUCUUUUCUUUCAAAAGCUUCCAAGAGAGGGUGAUGUUUUGUGUGAGGAAAACCUGUAUAAUGGACUGCAGUUAAUCAAAGAUAUUUACAACUGCAGAUGGGAUCCAUUGUCUUUUCUUAGCCUUUAAUUGUGCCAACUUCUCUAUUACCUGCUCUGCUUUUAGAUGUUGCAUGUCUACAGAAAAUGUAUAUAGGCAGACUGUGGCAGACUGAAUUGAAAAUGUGCUUCCAUUGUUUCAGACACAUUAUAUUCAUUGAAAUAUUGAAUUAUGUUCUGUUAUGUUCCUGCUGAUAUGGCCUAGAAUAGUGAUGGCUAAUCUUGGUUUCCCCAUGUUUAUGAACAUUUUCCUCAAUGCACAGCUUGCUUUUAGAUGUACAUAAAGCAUUAUGGGAGAUGUAGUUUCCAUGCAUUUGGGGUACCAUAUUUAUCACCGCCUUGGUUUGCAAGAUGUACAUCAACAGUUUAUUUUAGUAACUGUGUUUAAACCUGUUUUUUUUGCAUACAACAUUUAAUUUCUGCAUUAACCAUUUGAGUUCCGGAUGACUGAUCAAUACAGUACCCCUCUGGCGUUAUAUAGGUAAUGCCCAUUGUGAUUUAAAAUAGCAUGUUUCCAUCCAGAGAAUCUAUGACCCUUAGAGUGCCAUGGUGUAAGCAAAAUGUUAUUCCCCACUCAAAGAUUGUACUGCUAGCAUAGUACGAGGUCUGUGUUUUGCAUAGAAUUUUUUUCUCAAAGAACCAGGAGAAUUCAUUGUGGUUAACAAGUUAUUGUUUGCAUAUUAAAAUUAAACAGGCAAAAGGUCAGGGUUUUGUAAGUCUUAUCUGGGUCAAGAUCAGCUGCCUCCAUGAUGCUGUUCUUCUAGCUAUUUCUAGAAAUUUCAGUGCUGCUUUCUGUGCUGUUAGCCAAAGCUCUUUUGUAGUUUUGGUUUUGUGUGAUUAUAUCAAAAUUACUUUGAAAAAUACCCUAAAAUAUCUAAUCAGACCAUAACCCAUGCUACCUGCAGAAUGUUCUAGACCCCAAUCUAGGCUAUCUGGAUUAAAUAGUGUUAAAAUGCAUUUCACAUUGUUCACGUGGACAAUCAUGUGAAAUUGCCCCGUGAAGGUGCCUUUUCUGGUGUAUUCUAGACAUUCCAAUUCUUACAUCUAAGAAUGACCUCUGUAACCCAUACAUUUAGGUGCUCAGGAGAACAGAUGUAUUAGUAAUUGUGUGUGUGUGUGUGGAAGGCCUAGGUAGGAGACUUUUCAACACAGGUUUUAGGCCAAUGUCAAAUGAAAAUCUAAAAGGCGUAUUAAUCCUGCUAUUCUGUAAGACGUAUUUGACAUGUAAUGGGAAAUCAUGAUUUCUUAAAGUGCAUUUGAUCCUGGGCCAGUAUAAACUGGUAGCUAACAAACUCUAGAUAUAGUGGUUGGUUUACACUAAAUGCUUCUAAUUGUGCUUUAAGUUAGCAAGUUAUGCCAUGCAUUUUUCAUAUUGCUUCGCUGGUAGUAGGAUUUCUAGAACCACAAUGUUUUACUGGACACUUUUUAUUCCUGUAUGCUGUGUAGAGCAUUUUAGUAGUAUUAUUAUUAUUCAUUAAACGCCAACAAAUUCCGCAGCGCUGUACAAUGGAUUACAGGAAAAAUGCUACCUUGUAUUGUUAGUUGACAUGCUGCAGGAGGGAAAUCAGUUAACUAGUCAAGGCAGUUGACAAGUGAGUUGAAAUUCCUUCCGUACCAUCUUAACACUGCAUACUGCAGGGCAGCACUCUUCAUGAACUGCCCACUAGUAGUAGGUGUCCUGAAAAUAUGCUGGUUCUGGUAACUGCGAGGCGUUUAUUGUGUCAGAAGCUGACUGCAUUAACUUGAAUUAGAAUGUUGACAUACUUUGUAGGUUCAGUCAAACCAGUUUAGUUUGUGGGGGUUUUUUCCGGCUGUAUCAGAGUUCAUAUCUGUAUGGAGUAGGCUGGUAAUAGUGUUGUUUGCAGCAGUUAGAUUAUUGCACAAACCAUGGUAACUGUGCAGCAGCAGAGUAAAAAUAUCUGUGUGCAUUUCAAAAUAGAGGUAUUUACCUCUAAAAAUACACAGAGUGCAAGCCAGUAGCAGGAAAUGUGAUGUUUAUCUUCUCCAAGUCCCUUUGAAUUUAACCUAAACCUCGCUUUGCUUCUGGUAUAAGUCUAUAUAUAUUCUAACCUUUGAAGAGAUUGCUAGAUCAAUUUUGGGCAAAAGGUAUAUCCUUAGCUACUAUAGAACUACAAGCUCCAUGAUCCUUUGCUAUCAGCAAGGCUGGAAAAGCUUCAUAGGAGUUAAAGUUAUACAACAGUUUAGGCUCUACCUUUUGGCCACCCCUAUUUAGAUAAUGCAUUUUAUCAGCUUUGUGCUAUAGGGAAUAAUUGUCACAAGUGUCAUUUGGUUUAUUCAGUAUUAGAUAACAAAACGAGCUACUAGCCUAUCCAGCAAAGCUUUCUAACUGCAACACUAAAGGGGGAAAAUCUCACUGUUUUUAGUGGGUAUUUGGUGCUGUUUUUACAUCCCUAGCCUUAUUUGCAGAUGAGAGACUUUGAUCAAUAGAAUCCAAUUGUAUGUUUUUUAAGAUUAAAUUAAGCCUCCUCAUUUUGACAAACUCUCUCACGACUUGCGUGGAAUGCAGACCUCAUAAAGCAGCUGCCUCAGGCAAAAAGCAUUUGGUUCACAGGUGGGGCUAUACCCAGUGCUGUGAGACACAAGAACAAAGAUAAACUGUGAGGGCCUCUCACUUCUUCCUUGUGAUCUGUCCAAUUUCCUGGUCGUCACAUGGUUCGGUACAUUUUGCCACAGCUAACAGAGGUGAACCCUCAGAUUCUGUAGAACUGAAAAACCCAUUAUGCCUUAAAAAAGUUUUAAGGCUGACAAAGCAUCAUGGGAAUUGUAGUCCGUACCAUCGAGUUGAGUCUCCCAUUUAACCUCCCUUGUAGUAAGCUGAAACGUUAGUCUGCUGGCCAAGAACCCUUCAAAUAUCAUGCUUUAUCAUUGGGGGAAGGGCUUAAAAUACUCUUGUAUAUUUCAUAUUGGUUAACUCAACAUUAAGAUAUAAUAUUUCCCUUUUAACACUUAGGCUUAUUAACUAAAGUGAGAACUCAAAUUUAAGGCCAUAGGAGACGGACCGAAAAAAAAAGCUGACUUAGAGAGUUUUCCUAGUUUGGCUUACUUUUACCUUAAAUUUGGAAUUCACUUUGAAUUCACCCUUUAGAAUAAUCCUGCUAGCCUGUGCUUCACUGUUGCCUGUAGGACAAAAUGGGUGAAUAGCAUUAUGUAUAAACAGUCUAUUUACUUUGUUAGGUGUCCAGAAAAAAAGGUGGCACAGAAAGAAUUGGUAAAAAAAAAUAAAAAAAAAUAAUAAUGAUAAGAUCUAGAAAUAUGUCACCUUUAAAAUGCAACUGUGGUCACUGUGACCCAAGGCUACUAACUUUGUCUCCACCUGCCUAAAGGGAUGCGUACUGGAUUACAAAAUGCAAUUUGCAAAGACUUGUCUUGGGAGAGAAAAAAAAGAGUGGCUGUAUAAAGGAUAUUGCAAAUUAAAUCACCUGGGCUUUUUAACCUGAUUCAAUGAAUUAGAGAGCAAACAAUACGUUGUUUGUUGCUAAAUUGCAUAGGAGGCUGGUCUUUUUGUUUUACAUGUUAUUUACAUAUUUUCUAACAAACAGUCCAGCUAAGAGAGGAGCAGCUUUUACAACUGUUUAGCUUGUAUGUAAGUGGCAUUUCUUGUGUCUAAAUAUUUGUUCUUGUGCCUGAAGCUUGUAUAUGCAACAGGUAGCCUCUUCAUUGGCUGGCCACGCUCUGCUGACCCUGUGUGUUUACAAAAUACAUCACUGCCAAAAUGAUACCUUCAGCUAGAACAGGGACGAAGAUGCUGUGAUCUCCCUGCUAUCUGAAGACUUCUAUUCCCAUCAUGCUCAGCCAGCUGAUGGAUGCCUGAACGUGAUCUAAAUUUCAAUUGAAAACAGCUAGGCCAUCGUGCAUUCCUCUAUCGAGCUCAUUUGAAGCAGAUUCUGUGACCAUUUUGUUUGUCUUUCUACAAGUUAUAUAUUAUAAUAUUCUUACUGUAGAUAAUUGUUGCUAUUUAUUGUUUUUAAUAUUAACAUUUUGAUGGUUCUUGUUAAGCCUUGUCACAUACAAAGUGUUAACUACUUUCUUAUUGUUUUUACAUUGAUAUUUUUAUAUCUUAAUCCCUUUAUCCUUGCUUAGUCUCAACACUGUCCUUUAAGACUGUUUUCUUGAAACCUAGACACUGCUGAUAUGACGGUAAACCAUUAAGUUUUAUGCAAGAGAAUCAUGCAAGGAUGUCAACAACAUGAAUGUUGAUUGAUAUAGAGGGACAUUUCCAUGUGUAUCUGAAUGCAUCAUAUGCAUGUUGUGUGCCUGUAGUAUAACAAAGAUUAUAAUUCUGUAUUUCAGCUACAAUAAAUCUAUUUUAGGGAUGGGCAACCCCUUCAGUUUUGGACUAUAAAAAAAGGGGUUUGUUCACCAAAGUAGGAAUUACGAAAAAUAAACAAGAUAAUUUAACAUUUUUAGACCAAAAUACCCAAUCUGGAAAAAUAGCUGAAUUGAACCAAUUCAACUAUUUUUACGUAACAUUUCAGAAUUUCCAGUUUAGUGAAAAAAAUGUUAAAGUCAUUGUUUGGUUGAUGUUGAUGAGAGUGAUAUAUAUAUCUAUCUAUAUAUAUAUAUAUAUAUACACAAGUUCAUGUACGUGCCAAGCAUGUGGUUUUUGCAUGGCGUUUUACAAAGUAAUUUUACUACUUUAUAACUAUUCUUAAAUCACUGAGUACUUACGAAUAGGUAAUGCACUGCUACAUCACUCAUAGAGUUUUACACUGACUGUUGCGUUUCAUAACUCCAAUGAGCAAAAAAAUUACUUUUGCUUUCAGUGGGCUACAAAUACUCCCAGUAAAGGACCAUAUAAACAGCUAUAUGUAGAUACAAUGGUACGGUUCCUAUCUGGGCUAGUCUAUGCACACUCCUGUAGCCGUGUAGAUAUGACGUUUAUUUGGUAGAUUACUGACACUGGAAAUUACAAUUUAAGCUAUGUACAUAAAUGUCCAUUUUUAUUUUAAACCCACCCAUUCAGCUCGGAUAAUACUUACCCCCAGCACCUGUGGUUAUAUGUUAACUUGAGAAUAUUAUGAACAUUUCGGACCAAAGUUAAUGUGUGGCUUAUUCUGUAAACGCUGCUGUCUUAUUAAAAAAAAAAAAAAAAGUUAAUCGUUCAAAGUUUUAUUGUACAACACUCACAGAGAUCAAGGUCCUCUUUGUAUAUUAUUAUUGGAACUUUGUGCAAUAUAUAUAUGUAUAUGUCUUAUCAUUUGUACAGUAUUUUUCUUCUUGUAAAUAGUUGUGUACAGGAAAUUUGUGUCACGUUUGUGUGCAUAUU